GAGAGUGCGUUGCUAGAGAUACCAUGCCGGGAAGGAUAGUCGCACAAUGUGAACGAGACGACACGUUGGUAUGAUGAGUGUGCAGAUAGUUCGCGAGUGAUCAACAAAGGGGUUUGCUGAUUGUUCCUGGACCACUCUGUACAUCACUGCAAUAGGAUUGGCUGGUUUGUUGACUCUUCUAGCUACCACACGAGGAUUUCAACUAGUUGAAGCUGGUCCAGGGUGUCAACCAAAUGGACCGUGGACGAAUAUAUUAUGGUUUUGGCUUGAUUGUUUUUACUGGUUUUUUAUUCGCCCUCACUGGUGUAUUAGUUCAGUUUACCAAAGACAGGAUAUUUAUGGACGUUAUGGGCUUAUCUCAAGUAGUCCGAAUAAUUAUUAUUUCACCUCUGGUCGUUUUCAAAAACGUAAAGUUCAAUUACGAAAGAAGAACGAUUCUGUUAACCUCUCUCCGUUGUCUUACUGGAGCGUUAGGAGAUACUUUUCUCUAUUAUUCCUACACUCUUCUUCCUGUUGGCGAUGCAACUGCCAUUUAUUCUACAAAUCCAGUUUUUUCCAAUGUCUUUUCCGUUUUCAUAUUCAAACGUUCGUGUAAGUGGCCAAACUUUGUUUCCAGCUUGCUUUGUAUUUUUGGAGUGGUCAUUAUUUCUCAACCAAGUUUUUUAUUUGCAUCAGAUAAACAUCUUUGCUUGAAUUACAAAGGAAUUGUCGCAGUUAUAGCUGCCUCUAUUCUGGAUUCGUUGUCUAUCAAUUUUAAUAAUCUUUUAAGUAACGUUAAUUAUAUGUUCAUUACAACGUGUUUAAGCAUAAAUACGAUUAUCUUGUGGGUUAUAUGUUUAAUAAGCGAUAAACGUCUCCCCGUGUUAGGGUAUGCUGAUUGUUCCUGGACCAAUUUGUACAUCUCUGCUAUAGGAUUGGCUGGUUUGUUGACUGUUCUAGCUUGCACACGAGGAUUUCAACUAGUUGAUGCUGGUCCAGGUAGUGUAGCUCUUUGUUCUAUCGUUGUAUUUGGUUAUAUCUUUCAACUUCUUACUCGGGCCUUUUCCAUUCGAGUCGAAAGUAUUGUUGGGGCUGUGCUUAUCAUCGUGGCUAUUCUUAUUUCAUCGUCGAACUCAUUCUACGAAAGAAAUACUAAGCCCGAAGAUAUAAACCAAUCAGUAAACUGUAAGGAGAACCCUAGCAAUUUCACGUUUCAAAAAGCAACUGAUUCAAGUGAGGAACAAUCAUUAAUUGAAAAGGACUAAAAUACAACAGUACGAAGAAUGUCUGGGAGAAUAAAGCCAUUGGUUUUAAUAACUUAUUUUAUUUAUUCUAUAAUAUAUAAUAUGAUUUUGAUUUCAUAUAUUGUUGAGACCAACUUAUGAAUAUUGAAAAUAUUGCUAUGUUCUGCAUGUUGCUAAGAGCUACUGUUUUGUUGGUGGAAAACGUAUUAGUAGAAGUAUUCUAUAAAUUAGUAUGAUAAAUGGUGUCUCUGGUAACGGUAGUUAAUAUAAUUAAUGUCAGUUGCUUUAUGUGUGAUUUACCUAUGAAUUUUAGAAACUAAAACAUCUGAUAUUUCAUACUAUUUCUUCUCUGUUUUUCAACGAAAUAUUUUCAUUGUAAAUUAAGGGCCAAUAAAAUAUUUGAACAUGUAUUUGAUAGCUCGAUAAUAUUCUUCCUUUUUUGUUUUCCUUAAAUCUAUAUUCAACAAAUUUCUUCUUUCUUACUUUACUUGACCACACAUGGACGUCUUCAGAAA
Messenger RNA from Limulus polyphemus (Atlantic horseshoe crab), 1738 nucleotides. Its product is annotated as solute carrier family 35 member G1-like. Gene Ontology annotation, cellular component: membrane. The transcript has 3 exons. NCBI's taxonomy places the organism in Eukaryota, Metazoa, Arthropoda, Merostomata, Xiphosura, Limulidae. Bases 234 to 1244 code for a protein of 336 amino acids. The record is from RefSeq and is a predicted model, not a curated record.